Molecule: messenger RNA, 494 nt
Organism: Tripterygium wilfordii
Lineage: Eukaryota; Viridiplantae; Streptophyta; Magnoliopsida; Celastrales; Celastraceae
Product: zinc finger CCCH domain-containing protein 34-like
Exons: 3
Coding region: 174-494 (106 amino acids)
Molecular function (GO): mRNA binding; metal ion binding
Source: RefSeq, a predicted model, not a curated record
CCGAAAGCCGCGAACACUGUGUGUCUUUCAAGAAACCUUGAACGGAAUCCGACGAGCUGUGUCUACUCUCUCUGGAAAGGUUAAGGACAGGAAGAAGAAACAGUUUGAUCGGAGUUUCAGGUGCAGCAUUCUAGGGCCGUCGUAACCGUACACGGGUGUCCGUACGAAGGGGCAUGGAGAAGUACGGUCGGGCCAGGAGGGUUCGCAAUCGGAUCCGUCCAUGGAGUGGAGCCGAGACCGGGCUUGAAGAACCUAUGUGGCGGUUGGGUUUGAGCAGCUGUAGCGGCCCUAGCGGUGGAGGACGCGAUGGUGGGCAAUUUGGGUACCCGGAACGGCCGGACGAGGCUGAUUGCAUAUACUAUUUGAGGACCGGAUUUUGCGGGUAUGGGUCUUGGUGCCGGUUCAAUCAUCCACGUGACAAUGAUUCUGGGAGCUGCAAGAGCUGGUGGAGAGGAGUAUCCACAGUGAAUGGGUCAGCCUGUGUGCCACAGUGA